CCACUACUUCCGGGUUCCGUCAUUCUCCCGCCGCCGCCGCUCAGCGCUGCCAGCGCAUUAUUACUGACAACACACUCACUCUGUAACCAACCAACCUCCCAACCUGCCACCUCCUCAAUACUUACUGACAGCCACUUAUUCAAACAAACAACAAAAAAAAGCUACGAAAGAAGCCGAAGCUGCCUUCCACCCACUUUCUCGCUGUUAUUUUUUUUCGUGUGUUGUUAACUCCUCGUGAACGUUUUUUUCAUCGCUGUUUUUUUACAGUGAGAUAGCGGUCCAAGGCAGCCAGAGUUGUUGCAACGGCAGAUCAUCAUUCAUUCAAUACCCUGACAACCCUGCUUUGAUUGACAGCUGGAGUGGCAAAAAGCCAUGAGAGACGACAGUUUUGUUACAAGCGGGCUGUUGACGGGCCGAUCGUAACCUUCAGUAAUUUUUUUUCCUGGCUUGAAUUUUUUUUUGCUUCUUCUUCAUCUGGAAAGAAAAAGAGGGGGAGAGAGAGAGAGCGCGAGAGAAAGAGAGAGUGAGAAAGAGAGAGAGAAAAAAAAGAGGCAAAGUUCCCCUCCUUCCUUUGGGCCGCUUUAAACUGCGAUAGUGUGGAGGAUAAAGCAGAAGUCGGAAACUGGAUUGGGAAAAAAAACAGGGAUCUCGUUGAGACUGAGAACUAAAGCGGACUGGGGGAUAUUACAGAGACGGCACAUCCAACAGUGUGGGAGCGCAGACUGAUGGCGCAAAGGUACGAUGAACUUCCUCAUUACGGUGGGAUGGACGGAGUUGGGGUACCGGCGUCCAUGUACGGAGACCCUCACGCCCCCCGGCCGAUCCCUCCAGUCCACCACCUCAACCACGGACCGCCGCUCCACAGCCAGCACUACGGCCCACAUACACCUCAUCCUAAUGUCAUGCCCACAAGCAUGGGCUCUGCUGUCAACGAUGCCCUAAAGAGGGAUAAAGAUGCAAUUUAUGGGCAUCCUUUAUUUCCUCUGUUAGCGCUGGUUUUUGAGAAAUGUGAGUUAGCGACCUGCACUCCACGAGAACCCGGCGUAGCAGGCGGUGACGUCUGCUCGUCUGACUCCUUUAACGAGGACAUAGCAGUAUUCGCAAAACAGGUCCGCGCAGAAAAACCACUAUUCUCUUCUAAUCCUGAACUGGAUAACUUGAUGAUUCAAGCUAUACAAGUGUUAAGGUUCCACCUCUUGGAGUUAGAAAAGGUUCACGAACUGUGUGAUAACUUCUGCCACCGGUACAUUAGUUGUUUAAAAGGGAAAAUGCCCAUAGAUUUAGUCAUCGACGAGCGAGAUGGAAGUUCCAAAUCUGACCACGAAGAGCUAUCCGGAUCAUCGACAAAUCUAGCAGAACAUAAUCCAUCAUCUUGGAACAGGGACCAUGAUGAUGCAACAUCAACGCACUCAGCUGGUACACCUGGACCCUCCAGUGGGGGCCAUGCUUCCCAGAGUGGGGACAACAGCAGUGAACAAGGUGAUGGGUUAGACAACAGUGUGGCCUCACCGGGCACAGGUGACGAUGAUGACCCGGAUAAGGAUAAAAAGCGACAGAAAAAAAGAGGCAUUUUCCCCAAAGUAGCGACAAAUAUUAUGAGGGCAUGGCUCUUCCAGCACCUCACGCAUCCGUACCCAUCAGAGGAGCAGAAGAAACAGUUAGCUCAAGACACAGGACUCACAAUCCUACAAGUGAACAACUGGUUUAUUAAUGCCAGGAGAAGAAUAGUCCAACCCAUGAUUGACCAGUCAAAUCGAGCAGGCAAGUCCCAAGUAGUAACUAUAUUCAAGUCCCGCAGGCACAAAUCCUCAACAAGUUAUUCUUCAGGAGUCCCUUCACCUGGUUUUCUUCUUGAUCCUUCAGUAAGCCAAGGAGCAGCGUACAGUCCAGAGGGCCAACCAAUGGGAAGUUUUGUAUUGGAUGGUCAGCAACAUAUGGGAAUUCGGCCUGCUGGUUUGCAAGGCAUGCCAGGGGACUAUGUAUCUCAGGGUGGUCCUAUGGGUAUGAGUAUGGCGCAGCCAAAUUACACUCCUCCCCAGAUGACCCCACACCCUGCCCAGUUAAGACACGGACCCCCAAUACAUUCCUAUCUCCCAAGUCACCCACAUCACCCGGCCAUGAUGAUGCAUGGAGGACCCCCGCCUCACCCUGGAAUGCCAAUGUCAGCACAAAGCCCCACAAUGUUAAAUCCUGUGGACCCCAAUGUUGGGGGACAGGUUAUGGAUAUCCACGCCCAAUAGUAUAAGGGAAAAAACGAGAAACAAAAAUGUAAGACUUUAAACUUUGAACAGAUGUUGACACUUAAUGGAAUUCCAGAUGAGCUGUGAUUUUGUUUUCACUCGACGCCAGCAGAGGACCAAUGGCAAGGCCAGGCAAAUGUGAAGCCAAAAGCUUUCUUCACAUGAAAUUAACUCCAAUGUAAAGUUCCUCUGGAAAAGGACUGAAAGAUUUAUUACUACUGUAGCAUAAAUAUAGGAACUAAGUUAACUUGUACAUUUCUGUUGAUCACUCUAUUUCUGUUGCUUCCAAUAGUUUUUAGAAAGAAAGUUAUCCUUUUUCCACACUAUGUGUGUUGUUCCCAAAAUGGUUGUCCUCGUACAGCAAAUGGAGCCACGUUUCAGACCAGAUUGCCCAGAUCCAGCCACCUUGCCAUAGAGGAAGGAGCUAAUAUGAAGAUCUGUGAGACUUCUUUGGAUGCAGCCAUAGGCGAAAGGUUUUGAGAAUGCACUAACAUACCUAAUUUUCUCUGGAACAAAUGUGGCCUGUCACAACAAAGCCUACUUGGUCCACCUGAAGGGCUUAUGUCUGAUCAUAUUCUGGAUUGACUCUUCUUCAAAGAGCUUGUUGAUGGAAACCUGAAGAUGAAUUAGCAGCUUCCUGCUAUGGCUGUGGGCCUCAGCAUUGAGAAAACGUUGUCACAAAAACAACUAAAAAUGCUCUUGGGCAGACUUUUCUUAAUGAAAUUUCCUUUUGCUGGUCUUGCACCAAAACAGACCUUUUUAAAUGAACUCAAACUGCUUGGAACAAGCAACGAUAAAAAAAAUACUGUAACAUACUUGGUACAGAGAGUUCAGUAUAUUAAUUGUUACAUGUUAGAUAUCUAUGUGUUUACCUCAAUGAGAAAUAACGAAUGUUUUGCUAGUAUCAAAUCUGCUGUGGAAUUGGUAUUGUAUGUCAAUGAAUUCCUUACUUUUAUCAGCACGUGUCACUAGAAGAAAAUGCUGUUUUCCUUGCGAGCUUUGUCAGAUUACAUAAAUACUUGUAUGAGGACUGUGACGUAUGUUUAAAAGGUGUUCAGUCACAAAAUGCCGUAAUAAAUAUUUCAUUUUUAGAUUUUUUUCUGUUUAAUAACACCUGUAAUGGCUUCAACUUUCUUGGGACAUAACAACAGACUCCUCCAGAAGUGUGUGCAGCUGAAGUUUUUGUUUCUGUUGUUGGAUAGUUCAGUCCUGUAAAGGUUCACAUGUAACCCACGGAUGUGAGGUUUUCUAUUUGAUCCCAGGCACUCUUGAGUGAUAUUUGAAAGGUGUGCUUGUUACUUCUUCUGAUGUGGCCAUUGUUUUCACGGAAAACAGGAGAAUUUUUUAAAUCUUUCUUUCUGUAGCAUGAGCAGAAAAGCAACUGGAAAUUCUAAGCUCAAUGAAAAGUAAGCUUGUGGAAUAUUUUACCAGCGUUUAGAGGGAAAAAAAGACAGGGUAACUUCUCUUACGAAGAAAAAAUUGUACAGCAUUUUCUACACAAACACACCGGGAGCAUACAAAAUCCGGCUGUUCGCGUGAAGAAUCUUUAUCAGUAGUUAUUGAGUUUUAAGUCGAAAUUGAAAAAUGGAACGAGCCACCAAAUUCAACUUUACAGAAUCUUUCUAUAUCUGCGUGUCGCGAUGUUUACAACUCUAGAGUCCCCCAGAAUUGUGUGUUUCACUGGUUAGUAAAGUCUUGAAAGUUCAUUUGAAGCAAGCCAACCUUGACACAGCUCUUUCUCCCCACUCAUCCAGUCCAUAACUCCCACCAAAGCGAGCGUGUAGAUCACUGUCGGCUGAUUACAGCCAGGAUUUCUGAUCCUCAAAAAUCCAGCAACCUGAAUUGCUCCAGAGAUUUUUGUUUGCAAAGUUAGGAUGGUGGCGGGACUGGGAAUGACAUAUUUAUAGAAAUGUGGAAAAUCAGAUCGGGCAGCAUUUGAAGUGAGUUAUAUUGUAUUUAAAACCCUGGAGGUUUCUUUUUUUUUGUUU
Hemiscyllium ocellatum (epaulette shark) is the source of this 4228-nucleotide messenger RNA. It is a transcript of the gene meis2a, whose product is annotated as Meis homeobox 2a. Lineage: Eukaryota; Metazoa; Chordata; Chondrichthyes; Orectolobiformes; Hemiscylliidae. Bases 726 to 2240 code for a protein of 504 amino acids. The record is from RefSeq and is a predicted model, not a curated record. Gene Ontology annotation, biological process: embryonic pattern specification; eye development; animal organ morphogenesis. The transcript has 12 exons. Gene Ontology annotation, molecular function: DNA-binding transcription activator activity, RNA polymerase II-specific; RNA polymerase II cis-regulatory region sequence-specific DNA binding.